AAGCUCCCAAAAAUAAAGAGCAAAGAUUGCAUUGAGCAGCGAGCAGCAGUGCAGAAAUAGAUGGUGGCAGUUUCGUGUCAGUGAGUUUGCAUUGCCCCUUCCUGGUCCACGAGCUGGAGAGAGUCGAAGGGAAUUGCAUUGACUACAAGUGGAGAAGUCCCCCUGUUCGCCUGCACUGUACAUGUUGGGUGCAUCUCUCCAUUCUCACCCUCUCUCUCCCUCUAUUUUUUUCCUCCUCCCCUCUCUUUCUCUCCUGCAUUGAUUUUUUUUCUUUUUAAAGUGUGACUGAAACAAACCAAAACAAAAAGGGACAUUGGAUCUAUUCUGGUGGCUUCUUCUCUCUAUCUUUUUUUUUUUUUUUGGUCUUUUUUAUGAUCAGAAACAAAACCCCACAACAAACAAACAAACACAAAACAAAAAGAAAGGGUCUGGCUCAGCAACAGCAUGGAUGUGUUGGCUAGUUAUAGUAUAUUCCAAGAACUACAGCUUGUCCACGACACCGGCUACUUCUCAGCUUUGCCAUCCUUGGAGGAGAACUGGCAGCAGACAUGCCUCGAAUUGGAACGUUAUCUUCAGACAGAGCCAAGGAAGAUCUCAGAGAGCUUUGGUGAGGAUUUGGACUGUUUUCUUCAUGCUGCCUCCGUUCCAGAUACAGAGGACAGUAUCCGACGGCUGGACCCCAUUCUGUUACCUGUGGAGACGAGUACAUGUGACAAAAGCACCAACAUGGACAUUAUUCUUUCACGGGACAAACUGCUAUCUGAGACGUGCCUCAGCCUGCAGCCCACCAGCUCUUCUAUAGAGGGCUACACCACCGUCAACCAGGCCCAACUCAACGCAGUGACCUCAUUAACACCCCCUUCCUCUCCUGAGCUCAGCCGCCAUUUGGUAAAAACCUCACAAACUCUCUCAGCAGUGGAUGGCACAGUAACAUUAAAACUGGUGGCAAAGAAGGCUUCGCUGAGUUCAGUGAAGGUGGGAGUGGCAACAGCAACAGCGGGCACAGUAAAGAGUGGGCAGAGCGACAGUGAACAAGGAGGGGCAGGGGGUGAGGCAUCCCCAGAAAAUAAGAAGAGGGUUCAUCGCUGUCAGUUUAAUGGGUGCCGGAAGGUUUAUACAAAGAGCUCCCAUUUAAAGGCUCACCAGAGGACUCACACAGAGGGUGAUGGAGAAAUAUUUCCCCCGAAGAUGCUCUUCACACAUAGCAAAGGUGAGAAACCAUACAAGUGCUCAUGGGAAGGGUGCGAGUGGCGUUUUGCACGAAGCGAUGAACUCACGAGGCACUACAGGAAACACACAGGUGCAAAACCCUUUAAAUGCAACCAUUGUGACAGGUGUUUCUCCAGGUCUGAUCACCUUGCCCUCCACAUGAAGAGACACAUCUAAGUAUUUAAAACAGUCAGCAUCACAUAAAUGCUGUCUGAGCUAAGUCAUGGAGUAAAGGUGGAACUCAGCUAUAACCCGCUGCCUUGCAGGAGAAGAGAACUUAAUCACAUAUAAUCCUCUGUACCCAGACCACGUGCUCACACUGUCAUGCACCCAACUAUACUUAAAUACUACAUCUGUUCUUUAUGCCUUGCCCCGGCUGAAUGGGAGAAGAUGCAGGAAAGGAAAUGGGGUAGAGGUGAUGUCAGUAAGGCAGAACAAUUGCUUACAGUGCUUCUGUUACACUUGGAUUUGUUUCCUGCUGUUGCCAGUGGAAAAUCAAAGAAAAUAAAGAAGGCUUCCCUGCAGGUGGACAGCAGUAAGAGGGGCUUAUUUAACUUGCUUCUCAGUGCAACUACAUAGGAGAACACGUUGUCUUGAAGUUGCAUAUUUGUAGCACUAACUUUUCUUUUUAAAUAGAUGGGGGGAAAGUAAUGACCUAGAAAACCAAAUCCCAGUUUGGUAGCCAAAAUUAACCUCUUGGUUCAUUUGUUCUUUGUCUGAGAAUUCCUAACAUUCAAUGUGUCCAACUUUUCACAGACACUUUGAUCUAUCUUGGUUUUGGUUCUUCUUCCUAGAACUGAGCUAUUAAGAUCCUUUUAAGUCCAUACCAGUAGCCUUAAUGGCAGUAGACUGUGGAGUGACACCUGUGACACAUACAUCCUCUUUUUGGCCUGAGUUUAUGUAGACUACAUGGAGGACUGCAUUUUUGUUUAUUGUUUUUGUUUUGAUUUUUUUUGGCUACUGUACACCAUAUGCACUAGGGACUCGGGAAGCUGCUGACAUGACUGCAUAGUGGCCAAGGAAAAGUCCCUGCGAAACACCAUGUAAUACCGCCAUAAGCAUCAUCUUAUUGCCAUAACUAGGACUUCUUGUUUGUCUAAUGAAAACUUGAAAAGCUUAUUUGGAAGCUUACGCAUUUUAUCUUUUCUCCAUGAACAACUGAUCUUCAGAACUCCUUUUCUUCACCUGGAUAACUGUCUUGGACUGGCCACUCAGGCAUGAUUACAGGUUUCCUUCAGCACCACGUGAGCAUGUUAGCCACAACCCACAGUGAUUGAUUGACAAAUUGUGUUGCUUGUUCUUGCUGUUCUAUUAACCAAUUGAAAACAUUGACUUUUAUUUGUGUAAAGACCACCUGAAAAUAUUUUUUAAAGAGACAACCUAAUGUUUUGGUUGAGUAUCAUUCAAAAAAAAAAAAAAAAGCCAAAAAUACUACUUCAGUCCCCAAGAGGGAAAAGGGAAAACAGCUUCCAAGUAAAGUGGCUUCAUUCACCAUAAUCUUUUAGAGAAAAUUUCAAAGUCCUCCCUUCCCAUUCUUCAAGGUGACUCUAUGGCCCACUCCUAUAAAAAAAAAUGUAAGAAUAAAUGAAGGGUCAGCUUUGGUACACAACACUGAGUUUUUAUCCAAAUGAUUAGUCUAAAGUAACCCAUGAGGCGGAUAGGAACUACCAUCAAGGAUCAAUGGAGACCUCACACUCACCCUGAAUCCUGUACAUUUUUUUUACCUCCUUGGCUCGAGUGGAUUAAAUCCUUCAUUUAAAAAGAACAACAAAAAGUAGUAUAUUAACGUAAGUUGCUUUUGUAGCUAUUUGGUACUGGCCCCGACUCCAAAGACUGCCUUUAGGACCAUAUGAAAUGGCCUAUGCAAGCAGGUGGGGUGGUUAUUAGGACAGGUUGUAUAUUUUGUAUAUUCUGGGACCAUCCCUGCAAGGUAUGUCUAGAAAUGAAACAAAAUGGCAUGUGGUCCACAAAUGGCUGCUGUUCUUUUAUACUGUACUAGCCAACUGCCCUCAUGACUGUUUUGACUCACUGACUGUUAAAAUGCAUCCCUAAUUUAUGUUUUGGGAUGUAGAACUGAACUAUUAAAACAAAUCUAUCCAUGUAAAAUGUAAGAGCAGUCACCAGGAUCCUUGGUACUUGAGUUCUCAGUUUUUUUGCAACCUUUGGCUCCAGUGAGAGAUUGAAUCUUCUCAAAAGAUGCUGUUUUUUUCCUCACAGUUUGCAUACACACUGUGAUUGUCAAUUGAACGUUGGGUGGGGGGAAGUGGGGAUGGAAUAUGAUGUCUGGCCCAUAUGGCAUGGAAUAUGGACCAAAAUCUAACCAUCUUUUGAAGGCAAUGACAUAAUAUUAGUAACAAAAACAAGAGAAAGAGAGAAACCAAGUUUUAUUCCAAAGAUUUAAAACUAACUAUACUCUAUGUAUUAAAACACAACUGGAGCACUGCUUGCAGACAAUCUCCUAGUUCUCUGCUUCUAUAAUUGCAUAUUUUUAAUGGCCAUUCCAUUAGGCUUUUCAACUGAGUUUUGAGGGCCGUAACAUUCAACUUGCAUUAGAAUAUGUGGAUUAUCUUACCAGAAUGUCAGUGGAAGUGAGGACACUGGAACCUCACCUGCGUGAAAUUGUAAACUAUCCAGUCAGUGCAUUAGAUAAAAAAUAGAAAACUGUAGAGUUUCAUUACUGUAGCAUCCAGCAGUAUGUGCUCACAUACCCACCAUUACAAUAUUCAUUGGCUAUGAACCUGCAUAAGUGUCCUCUCCUAAGCUCUAAGUGCACCCACCUUUACAAAUGGUAUUAAUAGCCUACAAGACUUAAAUAUUUAAGUGACAAUUUAAGUGCAAGACUAUUUAAAAAAGAAAAAAUAUUAAGAGACAAUAUUUAUUUACUUCCAAUUGUCAUUUGUAGUCUUGUUGACAUCUCAUUUAAAUAUGGUAGAACAAGGGCCCCUUUGAUGUCCAUAGACAUUUCUGAAAUGUGGUAAAUUUCUUGCUUCUACAGAUAGGCCUAAAUCAAAAUCUUGGAUCCAAACAACAAAAUUAUGGGAAAAGGGAUGAGAAGGUGAACCAGAAUUUGGAUUUCUCAGUUAGGCCCUGUGUAUAAUGGGCCUCUAGCUUUGAAAUUUUGUAUUUCAGGACCAAUUCUGCUAUGUUUAAUGGGAAAAAAAUAUAAACUGGGUAUUUUGUGUCUUAGAUCAGUGCACUUGGUCAGUCACUUGUUGUAUAUUGUUAUAGGAUCAUGGAUAAACAAGCAUUGUGGGUAAAAAUUGCAAGAAGUGAGCUGCGCCUUCAUUUUUGAGUGCCCAGUUUGAGACACAAUGGGCGUGUCUACACAUUUCCCUGCUUUAGUACUUCCUUUUGGAAGUACUAAAGCACAGCACAGUAUGGAUGGUUACUGCGCUGUGUGCAUGGCGCAUGGGUAGGUUUUGCCGCUACAUUGCCAUAGCGCAGUAUACCCAGGGAGUGUGUUGCUAUGAUGACAUAGCUGGCAAUCACAUGUAGGCACAUGUGAUUGCUAGAUCACCAUAGCACACUGUACAGUGAUGUAGCAUGCCUCUAUGUUCCCGCAGGGCAACGUGUAGACGCUCCCUGUAUAUAGCACUGUUUUUCAUAGUAAUGCUCUACUAAACAUUAGGUCCCUUUUUAGGUGUUUCAAACUGAGCGCUUGAAAUUUGAGGUGUUCAGAAUAAGUAGUCAUUUUUUAAAAAUCUUGGCCCAUGUCUUCAUGCUGCAGCUAUUUUCACUUCAUCUGACUGCAGGUCCUGAAGAUUGGGGUAAAGUUAGUCCUUUCUAUAAGGCUGCUUUAGAAUCAGAAGCUUGAUGGGUGCUUUAGGUUUAGUAAGAGGUGUCAUUGUUGAGAAUCCAGUUAUCUGGCAGCUGCAUAAGAGGGCCUUAAUGAAAAAAAGCUUUACUCUCUUUCCCUUCAUGUUGAAUUCAUGCCCCCUCCAGAACAGAAGCCAUCAUUCAAGGGCCAAAUAUAGCUUCCAAGGUCAUGAGAAAAAUAGUAUUGUAUGGAAACAG
Messenger RNA from Gavialis gangeticus (Gharial), 5223 nucleotides. RefSeq names its product Kruppel like factor 7 (gene KLF7). The transcript is spliced from 5 exons. Gene Ontology annotation, biological process: regulation of transcription by RNA polymerase II. Gene Ontology annotation, molecular function: RNA polymerase II cis-regulatory region sequence-specific DNA binding; DNA-binding transcription factor activity, RNA polymerase II-specific. The coding region runs from base 445 to 1386 and encodes 313 amino acids. The record is from RefSeq and is a predicted model, not a curated record. NCBI's taxonomy places the organism in Eukaryota, Metazoa, Chordata, Crocodylia, Gavialidae.